AGAACACAGUGCCUGGGAUGCCGAGAUGGCUUAAGCCACAAAUCGCAGACGUCGACUCUUCACAGCCCGCGUUCACCGUCGCGAACGGAGUCACGCUUCUCCCCACCGUCAACAUCACGAGACAACUGGCCGUGUCAGAUACAGUGUGUUGAGCUCGUCCAAGCCCUCGUGGGCCGAUUGACUGACCGUCGAACUUCCUGGCGAACAUGGCAAGGCCGCGGGGCCAGUCCACGGGCGAGGGGAUGCGGACGCCGCACAGCGUGAGCCUGAAGGUGUUGAGGCUGUCGAGACCGAGCUUGCAAUACCAGUACACGCUCCCUGCGGUUGACGAUGAUGGCGAGAGCAUACGGAUAGAUCCCAAAGCGUCUCUUUCCUACGCGGCCGAUAAUGCGGCGGAUUCUUUCGUCAUCUCGCCAGUCCUCACGCUGCCGGAGUCCUUCAGGUCUGCAUAUGUGGGCGAGGAGUUUGCGUGCACAUUGUGUGCCAACAACGAACUGCUCCCGGACGAUGCAAGCAAGAGUAUAAGCGCAGUCAAAAUCCUGGCCGAAAUGCAGCUACCCAUGGGUGAGACUGUAACGCUUGACAUGGAGGAUGGAGAAGCAGGCGCUGGUGACACGGAACCCUCAAAGGCGGGGGACACAAUACAAAAGAUUGUGCGAUUAAACUUGAGCGAGCCCGGACAGCACGUCCUCGGAGUGACAGUCACGUAUACGGAAACACAGCAUGCUCCUGGAGGCGGGGGAGCCCAUGGCGCGAGAGUAAGGACGUUCAGGAAACUGUACCAGUUUAUUGCGCAACCUUUGAUCAACGUGAAGACCAAGACGGGGGAUCUCCCUGCUACAAAGGCGGGCAAGGCGCGGUACGCACUCGAGGCACAGCUGCAGAAUCUUGCGGACCGAACCGUCUGUCUUGAAGCAGUCAGCGUCGACCCGAAGGAGCCCUUCAAAUGGCGCUCGCUGAAUUGGGAUGCCUUCAGCCCGACCAAUGCGCCAGCACACGCCCCUAUUCUGAAUCCGAAUGACACUUUACAAGUCGCAUUUCUGCUCGAAGAGACGGCGGGCUCGAAACCAGCGCAGCUCGACGGUACGGACGACAAGGUGAUACUCGGCCAGCUGAACAUCCAGUGGCGGAGCGCGAUGGGGGACCGAGGAUCCCUCAGAACAAGCUGGCUGACGGGUCGACGGCGAGCACUGAAAUGAAAUGAGAGAAGAUCAAGUAACGUGAAGCGAAGCGAAGUGCAGAUCCAAGCUACGAAUGCUUACAGUUCGCUGGCCCGGGACGUUGUCUCGGUUGGAGAAUGCAAAGAGAUUGUCUCUCUCAAUUUCCCGGCGGGCGUGCGCGUGCAUCGUCAAUUCGGUAUAAGGAGACUGAGAUCUGCAGCUCUCGUCUCACAAGGAUGCAUGUUCACUAAACGACGUGGGACCUCGAUAAUUAGGAAGUUCUGCCCUCUGGAGAGACCAGAUUCAUCAUGAGGAAAGAUUAUUGUAGACGUCACAGACACGCUUUGUCCUCAGAUGCUGAUCUUUGCCCUCUCGAUUCGCGGCAUGAAUCAUUGGAGGGGCGUCAGUCGCGGAAGCAAGAUGAACUAGGCUUAUUGGGUAUACGUACACACCAAGCCCGUUGUCACCUUCCCUGCGAAAAUGAAAAUGCGAUGUUCGGCUUCACGUUGUCCUUGCCUGAAACUCCUCUGCGCCGUCGCAGGCGAUGGAGCGAAGGGCCAAACGAGCACAGGAAGCCAACCCAGCCCGAGAAAUGGCCAAUCCGAGCUCGCGCCGGGAUAUAUGAUACUUGUGGCGGGUCGAUCCUGACGGACUGAACGUUCGUGCGGCAGGCGGCAAGUCCUUUUUUAGCCGGGAAACAAAGGCUGUGGAGCAGUGGACCAAGCGUGAACACGCUCCACCUUCAAAGGAUUACAAAAACGAUGGUCAGCCGAAUAUUUUGGUGGGUAAGCGACGGGUUGCGCUCAUGCGCGGCUUUUGCUUUCGUGCCAAACUGUGUAGGGCUACCCCGUUCCUGCUAUCACAAAUAGAAGCACAGCAUGGAGUGUUCCCCCACGAAUGUACGGAGGUAGACGAAGCCAAAUUUUUUCCUAAAAAUAAAAAUUCCAGGCACGAUUCUGUUUUGUUUUCUAUCCCAUUAUAAUGAUUAUGCG
This is a messenger RNA of Verruconis gallopava, 2152 nucleotides long. RefSeq lists its product as uncharacterized. The transcript has 3 exons. The record is from RefSeq and is a predicted model, not a curated record. Bases 207 to 1199 code for a protein of 330 amino acids. Lineage: Eukaryota; Fungi; Ascomycota; Dothideomycetes; Venturiales; Sympoventuriaceae. Gene Ontology annotation, cellular component: TRAPPIII protein complex.